Molecule: messenger RNA, 1146 nt
Organism: Polyodon spathula (Mississippi paddlefish)
Lineage: Eukaryota; Metazoa; Chordata; Actinopteri; Acipenseriformes; Polyodontidae
Product: sialic acid-binding Ig-like lectin 15
Exons: 6
Coding region: 21-938 (305 amino acids)
Biological process (GO): regulation of actin cytoskeleton organization; regulation of bone resorption; regulation of osteoclast development
Cellular component (GO): plasma membrane
Source: RefSeq, a predicted model, not a curated record
GCCAGACAUCAAGGAGAACGAUGAAUGAAAAUCCACUUUCUGCACUCUUCAUCCUCCUUUGCACGAACUUCGCCGGAUGCCUUGCUAAUGAGAGCUCUCUGGUUGAAGUGACUGGUUCCCAUGCAGACAGCUGGACUAUGAAGGUCCCCUCUGAGGUGACUGCUCUGGUCGGCCAUUCUGUGGUCCUGCCCUGUACCUUCACUCAUCCCUACCGACACCACCACGGGACCAUCUUGGUCACCUGGAGACUGGGACAGCCCUUCACUGGCACUGUGGUGUUCCAGUGUAGCAGCCACAAUGCCUCAGACGGCUGUGAGACCCCCCUGAACCAGGGACAUCGCUACCAGCUCGUGGGGAACUCCCGGGCUCAUGACUUGUCUCUGCGGCUUGACAACGUCACCUUCCAGGAUGCCAACAAGUACUUCUGCAUGGUGGAGCUCUCAGGACACCUGGGUGCCAAGUUUGAAAACAAGAUGGCCAUCCAGCUUAUAGUGGCAGCGCCGGCGCAGAUUGUGGACCUGUCUGUGUUGGGUGGGGGUGAGGCUGGGUACAGUGCGUUGUGUCGGGCUGAGGGAGAGCCCCUUCCCAGAAUCUCCUGGACCGGGCCCUAUGGAGACCUGCUGGAGGAGGCAGGCCCGCCCCAGCUGACCCUGAGGCAGCACCAGACUACUCAAGAGCUCCAGAACCUGAGCCAGGACGGGCGAUAUACCUGUAUCGCCAGCAAUGCCUACGGCAGGGACCAUGCCACUGUCUACCUGGUCCACCACACGCAUGAGGGGGGCUCCUCCGCUCUGCUGCUCAUGUGGAUCUCUCUGGGAGCCAAGCUUGUCAUCUUCCUUUUGCUCCUAGGGGCCCUUGUGUGGCUUCAGAGCAGAGAUAACAGUAAACAUGAAAGUUCAAUCAGGAUGCAACAGUGUUCCAGCUAUGAGAAUAUAUAGACACCAAUGGACUACCUUUACUGAAGUACAAAUACAUUGGCCCACUACCUGUUACACAACGUUUAGGAACCUGGCAUCCGGUUUAGUUUUCUUGACCACACUGCAUAGAGCUACAUGAUUUCUUUAAAAUGUUUUCAAUGAAAAAGGCACCAGCUGCACCAAAGAUCAGAAAUAUUUCUUCUAUGGUUAGCUCUGUCCAGUACAAGAA